Cyphellophora attinorum is the source of this 549-nucleotide messenger RNA. RefSeq lists its product as uncharacterized. NCBI's taxonomy places the organism in Eukaryota, Fungi, Ascomycota, Eurotiomycetes, Chaetothyriales, Cyphellophoraceae. The record is from RefSeq and is a predicted model, not a curated record. The transcript is spliced from 2 exons. Bases 1 to 549 code for a protein of 182 amino acids.
AUGGACGGGUCAACUAAGUACAUACCACCACACAGCUCUCGAGGUGGCCGCCGUGGCUACGAUUCCAUUCGAGGCGGAGGUCAGCGCAACGUCACACCCAACAGAGACGCCAGCGCACAGCAGAAUCGGAGAGGAGGCAAACUACAGACACAACCAAAUGUAGCCAGAACGCCCUCGCAGCAGCAGCUGCCGCCGCAACAGUCACAGUCUCCGUCAGUCCAGCAAGCACCAACACCACCGAAGCCUGCCGAGUCACGUAGUCAGAACGGUCCUCCUACACAGCUAGUAGCGCAAGAAUUGCCACCAUACGACUUCAACAGAACAGAGGUGCAGAGUCUGCUAGAGCAAAGCACUGUCGACAAUAUUCCCACGUACAAGCCUAAGACAGGUGUAGAGUCCGCCAAGAGUGGCAAUCCAUGGGCAGCCAAGCCGGGCAUGAUGGCAAACAACAAGGACUUCUGGCUCGAACUACGCUGUCAAAUCACAACUUCACAGAAACAGCAACAGCAAUCCCCACAGCCCAGCGGUCCACCAGCGCGCGGCGGCUGA